Messenger RNA from Laetiporus sulphureus 93-53, 527 nucleotides. RefSeq lists its product as uncharacterized. Lineage: Eukaryota; Fungi; Basidiomycota; Agaricomycetes; Polyporales; Laetiporaceae. The record is from RefSeq and is a predicted model, not a curated record. The transcript has 2 exons. Bases 27 to 494 code for a protein of 155 amino acids.
CGGGCGCGGACUCGCGAUAGCUCGCGAUGUCGCAGUAUUUACGUCUCUCUUCAAGGUCCCUUCAGCGUUCCCAAUCUGAUGUCCGGUUGGCGUCAGGAUUUGUGGACGGAGGAACAUGCUGGUACUAUGCAUUCAAAGCCGAACGGCGGUCAUCAUGCAUUAUCAAGUCCCGUGCAUCGGAAAGUCGGCCGGUCUCGCAGCUUUCGCUUGCUGAGCGCCAACGCCCCAUCGUCCUUGGCAUAUUGGACAGUGUCUGCAGCGCCGCUCGUGUGGAGCGAUCUAGUCAGCAUGCAAUAUAUAAACGGUAUGCUGCAGUAGAAUCUCGUCGCGCAUCUCCUCCUUGUUCCUCCUCCUCGGUUUUCAUCCCCUCAGGGUACGCGGAUCUCUCGCGGCGACAGGAUGCCUGUCCGGCACAACAGUCGGUGACAUGUCGUCGAGCUCAUAAUCCUCAUGCUCGUAUCUGCAACGGUGAGAUGGCCUCAUACAUGCGUUGACUCCGACUCCAGACAGCAGGCGCGGCAUAGCAG